AUGAUCAAACAUGAACAGUCAAGAAAUAUUAAUCAAUCUAUAAGAACUGUACCAGGUGCACCUCUUGUAUCAUUCCCACCAGCACCACAACCACCACCACAACCUUCUAUGUUUCAAACAACAUCAGGAGUAUUAUCUCAACGACUAAUUGAUCCCAAUGCAAUUGAUAUAACGUCGUUGAAAGGACAAUUCGCAUGGGAAAAAUUACCACAAAGUGAUGCUUACAUGCCUGUGAUUUUUCGUGGUGAUACGAAAUAUUUUUGUGUUCGAAUGCUUCGUAAAAUAUUACCUGAUUAUCCUGAAGAUAUUAUUCGUCGUUCAUAUCAAUAUCAAUAUAGAAAAGCUAUUGAUUUACUUGCUGUAACUGCAUCUGAAGUUGAACUAUUAAAUAGAAUUAAUAGUCAACAUUCACGUUGGACAUAUUCUCGGCAACCAUUUAAUGCACUCGAUGAAUUAGUUCGUGUUUCGGAUUUUCUUCCAUUUUAUGAUCAUCUUCGUUAUAAUCAUAAAUCGGCUUCUGUUAUAUCAAGUACUGCAGCCCAUGCAUUACGUCAAUUAUUACCACAAACACAACAAACCAUACAAAGAUCGUCCGAUUAUAUGCCUACGAUGCCAAUAAUUAUACGUGGACAAUCAACUAUACCACAAGAAACACCCAUUCAGAUACAGUCAUUUCGUCCAUCAACAGACGUUUCUCGUGAAAGUAUUUCAACAACUUCAAGACCUAUAGCACCAACACUUAAUGUACCACGUCCUUCAAGACCAUCAAAAUCGAUUGGAAAUCCUUAUGCUGUUGUAUUACCUAUACGACCAUCGCAAUAUCCAACUUUUCAACAGCAGCAAUCAAUAGUAUCCUUGCCAAUGCCUAUCAACAAUAUUCAAACUGUUCCAAGUCUGACUCCCGUAUCAUUAGCAUCAUCAACGGGUGGUUCUUCGUCUUCCUCAUCUCCAACUAUACCAUCAUCGACUAUUGACACUCCUUCUUUAUCAUCUUCUGUUGUACAAUCAUCUACAAUUAAAACAAAUCGUAAAUCAUCUCUGUCAUCAACAUCAUCAUUAUCAUCAUCAUCAUCAUCAGCAUCAAUAACAACAACAACUUUAUCAUCAAAACCAUCUCCUCUUCAUUCUGGUUGGUUACAAAUAAAUAAACUUUAUACACCAUAUGUGUCAUCAAGUGCAACAAAUCAUCAUCUAUAUAAAAUACCUGUUAACCUUUUAACAUUUUAUGAUCUACUUAAAAAUACAAAAACUGAAACAAUUGAUUCAAAAGAUUCUUCAUCAUCCUAUAUACAAACACUUGUUACAUCACAAGAAAUUGAAUUAAUUAAUGAUCUUUGUAUAAAACAAAAUAUAAAACCAUUUGCUGUUGAUACAAAACUUAUACAAUUAUCAACAUUUUAUGAAUAUUGUUCAGCAAAUAUACUAUUUGUUAAAGAAUUACCAAUGACUGAUCCAAAAGCAUCAAUUUGUAAAGAAUGGUCAUCGAUAGUACAAAUCAAUGGUGGAAUUUGUCGCUUACGUAAUAUAACAACAUUACAUGAACAAACUGUACCAUUUAUUGGAAAUAAUUUAUUAAAAAAUUUUAUUCUAUCAUCACAAUGUUUAUCAACAGCAUCAUUAUCAAAACCAACAGCUGCUGAACUUGAAUUUCUUCAAUUGAUACUAUUUUUUAGUAAUAUAUCAAUUAAUUUAUGCAAUGCACAAUUAGUUGAUAUUGAAUCUGUGCAAAAAGAAUAUAAUGUAGAUUUGAUACUUUUAUUCAAUGAUAAAUUUCCAUUGAACGUACUUAAUUAUCAACAACAAGGUAACCGAUCAAGUGCAACAGAAGGAUCCAUUACAUCCACAAAUUCAACAGCAACAACAAACACGAUUGCUGAAUCAACACCUCCUCCAUCGCCACCAUCUCCUGCAACUAAUCAACCACAAUCAAAUAGUACAUCACAAUUACCAUUAACAUCCUCUACUAAUCGUUUUCAUAAAACAGUUCAAUUUCAUGGUCAUCCAAUAACAGCAUAUAUAUGUUCUGGUCUUGGAUCAAAUUCUCAACGUGAAUGUGUUUCAAUAAAAUCUUUAUGUAAUAUUCUUUAUCCAAAUUCUACAUCAAUAGAUAAACUUGAAGCAAAAAUGCUUCGUUUAUUACGAGCAAAAAAUAUCAAUCGAUUUCGACCACAAAAUCAACAAUCAAUAGGUUUUACACGUUUAAUUGAUAUAAAAGAUGCUGAAAAACAUUGGAAUUAUAUUGAACAAGAAAUGCAUUCAACAUUUACUGAUAAUGAAGAAGUUCAUCGUCGAACAAGUAUUUCAUCUGUAUCAAAUGAUAAUUUAAAGGCAAGUACAGUGGAGAGAGUAGAUAAUGAUGAACAACCAUCAUUGGAAACUUGUGUGGAAACAAAUAAAGGUGAAAAACGAUCAUUGGAGGAAGCAUUAGAUGAAGAAGAUAUACCAAUAUCGGAACGAAUUAGUAAACGUGUACGAUUUGCAGACAAAGAAAAUGAUGAACGAAUAUCUGAAAUAUCUGAGAAUCAAAUACAACAAUUGCAAAAUGAUAAAACAAUAGAUGAUGAUGAUGAUGAUCAAUUAACUGAUAAAAAAGAAGCUCAACAAUCAACUUCAACAAAAGAUAAUAAAAAACGAAAAUUACCUUCAAAUCGAACAAAUAAAAAAUCAAAAGCAGCAUGGGUCAGAAAAUAUGAUAUUGAAGAUUUUUGCCUUCAAUUGAAUCCAUAUGAUCCAAUGUUUGAUAUACAAAGAGAUUAA
This is a messenger RNA of Rotaria sp. Silwood1, 2757 nucleotides long. Lineage: Eukaryota; Metazoa; Rotifera; Eurotatoria; Philodinida; Philodinidae. The record is from the annotation of a GenBank genome assembly.